Molecule: messenger RNA, 675 nt
Organism: Didymodactylos carnosus
Lineage: Eukaryota; Metazoa; Rotifera; Eurotatoria; Philodinida; Philodinidae
Source: the annotation of a GenBank genome assembly
AUGGAUAACGGUAAACGUCAACGGUUAGGAGAAGAUCAAAACCCAAUGAUACAAAUGGCCAAAAAACAAAAACAAGAAGAUAAAGACGAGUGGAGUAGAGCAAUGAGAACUCGAUCAAACAUUGGCAAGGGACAGCAGUUAUCACAUUACUUGACGAAAGAGCAUCAGCUUUAUUUGAUACUACUAAUACGUUAUUUUUCGAUAUGUAUCAUAAGAAAAAUUGGUGGAAAUCAAGAAUUAGCACUACCAUUAACUACGUGUUCAUGUCAAGAAAAUAUAAUCGCACAUUCAUCAAGUAGAAGGAUUACCAGUAAACAAGAGGAAAGUAGUAAUUUAAAAGCUCAAAUCAAACAACAACCAGCGACUGAUGGAAGCCUUGUAUGGAAAAUAAUAGAUGUUAACGAUAAACUAAAUGCUGCUCGAUCAGGUCAACAACCAUAUCUUCAUUCACCACCUUUUUUCUCAUCACCCACUGGCUAUAAAAUGUGUGCUCGUCUAUACUUAAAUGGUGAUGAUGAACAACUAAACAUUGAUGAAAUAUUCCAUCCAGAUUCAAAAAAUCCAAAUAUUUGUGGUAAACCUUGUUUUGAUACAAAUGAGCCUAUUGGUAUACCUCAGUUUUACCCAUUAGAUUUAUUGCGACAAAAAUAUAUAAAGGAUGAUACUCUUCCUUAA